GGCUCCCUUUUCAUUCAUUCUUCAUCUUUGUUGAAAUCUCCGAUAAACCGAUCUGCGAUCAUGGAGAUGGAGCGCGUGGUUGAGUUUCCUCACACUCACAUGGACCGUCGUCCCCGAAAGCGAGCGCGUCUGGGCUGGGACGUUCCUCAGGCCCCUAAGGCUCAGGUGGGAAUGUUUUGUGGACAAGAGGUUGGGAAUAUGACAGGGUAUACUGCUUUGAUGGCACCCUCACUCUACACUCCUAGUUCCUUUUGUGAUAAGGAAGUAACUCGAAAUGGUUCACCCCCAUGGAGAGAAGAUGACAAGGAUGGGCAUUACAUGUUUUCUGUUGGAGAAAAUUUAACAGCUCGCUAUAAAAUCCAAAGCAAAAUGGGUGAAGGUACCUUUGGUCAGGUUUUAGAGUGCUGGGACAGAGAAAAAAAGGAAAUGGUUGCCAUAAAGAUUGUCCGUGGGAUCAAGAAAUAUCGUGAAGCAGCCAUGAUUGAAAUUGAAAUGCUGCAACAACUUGGUAAACACGAUAAAGGUGGUAGCCGUUGUGUGCAAUUACGGAACUGGUUUGACUAUCGUAACCAUAUCUGUAUUGUGUUUGAGAAGCUUGGACCAAGCUUAUAUGAUUUUCUCAAGAAAAACAAUUACCGCUCAUUUCCCAUUGAUCUCGUCCGUGAGAUUGGCAGACAACUGUUGGAAUGUGUAGCAUUCAUGCAUGAUCUCUCUCUAAUUCAUACUGAUUUGAAGCCAGAGAAUGUACUUCUUGUUUCCUCGGAUUACAUUAGAGUCCCUGAUUAUAAUAAGAGCUCAUCUCGAUCACCCAAAGAUAGCUCUUACUACAAAAGAGUACCAAAAUCAAGUGCCAUUAAGGUGAUUGAUUUUGGUAGCACAACUUAUGAGCGUCAAGAUCAGAACUAUAUUGUAUCAACACGUCAUUACCGAGCGCCUGAGGUUAUUCUUGGAAUGGGUUGGAGCUACCCUUGUGAUGUAUGGAGCAUUGGUUGUAUCUUAGUGGAGUUAUGCACGGGUGAGGCUUUGUUUCAGACUCAUGAGAACCUGGAACACCUUGCCAUGAUGGAGCGGGUGCUUGGUCCCCUACCCCAGCAUAUGUUGAAGAGAGCAGACCGACAUGCUGAGAAGUAUGUGAGGAGAGGUAGAUUGGAUUGGCCAGAAGGUGCUGCCUCGAGAGACAGUAUCAAGGCUGUGCAGAAGCUUGCUCGUCUUCAGAAUAUUAUAAUGCAGCACGUAGACCAUUCAGCUGGUGACCUUAUCCACCUCUUGCAAGGGCUACUGAAGUAUGAUCCUUCGGAUAGACUUACAGCUCGUCAGGCCCUUAGGCAUUCAUUUUUCACACGGGACAACCUAAGGAGAUUAUAAUAGUGUUUACUUACCUACCGAGGAGAUUGUAAUAGUGUUUACUUACCUACCAAGUGAGAUGAUUUGUUGUUAGCAGAGGUGUAGAAGUGUUUCCCAUAUGUAGAUAACUGAAUGUAGAUUGACUGGUUGACCCGCUAUCAUGGUUGCUAUCAUGUCGAUGAUGUUGAAUACUAGAAGUCUGCUGACCUGAUUCUGUGUUGUACAGUACUGAUUUUGUGAAAUAAGAAAUAAUUGGUUGUUUUACCGUUA
Molecule: messenger RNA, 1614 nt
Organism: Argentina anserina (silverweed cinquefoil)
Lineage: Eukaryota; Viridiplantae; Streptophyta; Magnoliopsida; Rosales; Rosaceae
Product: serine/threonine-protein kinase AFC2
Exons: 10
Coding region: 61-1365 (434 amino acids)
Biological process (GO): protein phosphorylation
Cellular component (GO): nucleus
Molecular function (GO): protein serine/threonine kinase activity; ATP binding
Source: RefSeq, a predicted model, not a curated record